CUACCGCGGGUCGGGUAAUACCCGCCUCAUCGCGGGUCAGGUCCGAUAAUACCCACAAGGCGGGUUGAAAUUGUCAUCGCUACAGCUAGCACGACUCUGUUUCAUUCAUUCUCGUUCUUCGGCUUAGUGACUCUUGUUUCUCCCUCCCUCUCUCCCGAGAACUUCUUAUUAACAAACUCUUACUCAAAUACCCUAAAAUACCCUUUUCCCAUUACUCACCGUAGUAUCACAAGUUCACAACCAAAAUAAAGGGAGCAGAUUAGGUGAGUAACCUUGUGGUGAGUAACCAUGAGUAACCCGUCCACAUCAGCAUGACAUCAGCAUCCUCUCUCUCCUGGAAAGCCUUUAAUUUUCCCCUCUUUAAUCUUUGAUGAACGAUUUCUCACUCAUUUUAAAUCGAAAUUUAAUUUUUUUUUGCACAAUUAGAUCAGAUUAAUUGUGCUCUUCAAAAUAAUAUCCACUUUAAUAUAUUUUUCAAACAAAAAAAAUUGAGCCAUUUUUUACCAGUCUAUACCAUAUGGUAUUGACUGGUAUUGAAAUAAAAGCAUACAUAUGGUUUGAAAAAAGUACCAUGGUGGUAUGAACAAACCAAGACUGUAGGAUGGUUGAAUACAUGAUAGUAGAAAUAUAUUGAUUGUCAUUUACGACUUUUAACAUUGUAUACCACAAGAUACCACCCCGUACCAGGGUGGUAUUGUAUGGUAUUUUUUGGUCAUAUAAUUUGUUCACCCAUAAAUUUGUAGAUCCAAUAGAUCAUGAUGAACUCGUCCCUUCUGUGCAAACGUUUUCAAAAACGAAUUAAAAACGAAGAAGAUACCAUACAAUACCACCCCGUAUACCAGGGUGGUAUUGUAUGGUAUUGUGUGGUAUUUUUUGGUCCUGUAAUUUGUUCACCCAGAAAUUUGUAGAUCUAAUAGAUCAUGAUGAACUCGUCCCUUAUGCGCAAACGUUUUAAAAAACGAAUUAAAAAUGAAGAAAAUACCAUAUGGUAUGCAGUUGGUACCGAGAGGCCAUAAUUUUUUGUUCUAAAAAAAUAUUGAAAAUUGAUCUCAUUUUGUAGAGCACGAUGAACUCGUUCCACCUGUGCAAAAAAAAUUAAAAUCCGAGUUAAAACGAAAAGAUAUGAGCCGAUUAAGAAAGCUAGAGAAAAUAAAAAUGAUCUUUAAUUCUCCAUCCUUAAAUCUGAAUUUUCUAAAUGAAGGGUUCAGAUUUGGUUAUUGAUGGAUGCAUAACCCAUGGUUAUGCACCUAUCUUGAGCCCAAAAUAAAAGGGACGGCGGAUAUCUAGUUAAGCUCCAUGCUAAUCCUACUGGCUACAGUAGAGUUUCCUUUUACGCUUCCACUAUCCUAUUUUAGCUUACUCUCCAGAAACAGUAAUUAGUAAUUAAUGAAAAAAGAAGGACCAAAAAAGAGGACAAAUUUCCCAGACAGCUAGCGGUUUUCUAUGUUUGAAAAAUCUCGCGUUCAUAGCAAUAAGGUAAAAAGCAAAUUAAUUCCCGGGAUCCUCAUUAUAUUGCCAGUGCACAUAUUUAAUUCCUUUUCGAUCUCUCUCUACCCACACAUCUUCUUUCUCUCUUGCAUAUGAUCAAUCAACGGCAGUAGAUAUGAAACCCGUCGACAUGGCGACGGUUCUCACCGCCGCCACGGUCCUCUUACCGCUGUUGCUACUUCUCGCCGCCGAAGGGAUCACCACCCUCAACGAAGCCGGCGCCCGUAGGGCUGUCUGCGAGACCAGGGGCGGCGACGUCGACAGCCGCACCACCGACACGCUGGCGGUGCAAGCGGCGUGUUUUGAGAAGUGCGGCGGCGAUAACUUUCAGGCCUCCGUCGCCGCCGGGUUGGAUAGUAGUAGUACUGCCACGGAUGAAGCGGGUCCCGGUGGCGGUGAAGCGGCGACGGCGACGUCGGAGAGGACACCCUACUUGUUUAACGUUCUCGAUAUCGUUCUGACGAUUUGUAAUAAGUUUUUCCUUUUGGUUCUUUUGUUGCUAGUGCGCUGAGAGUUUGCGCUGUGGAGGUGCCGUUAAUUAAUCUCCCAUGCUUUUUUCAGUAGGUUGAUCGUGUUUACGGCCGGUGAGAUUAUCAAAAUCAUUACUGGGAAUUAUUCUGAAGUAUUCGUGGUUAUUAUUUAUUCUUAAUUAAUGCCGGGAUUAUUAUUAUUAUUAUCAUUAUUGUUGUCAGUGCCUCAGUGAGCCAGUGGUUCCAUCCUUCUCCGACGGGCUGAUAGAGUAGGCCGGCCGGAAUGGGCCUGGUUGGCCACCAUCCUUCAGACUUUCGCCAGGAGCGAAAAAAUAGCAAUUGUAUAUACGACGACAAUACUUUGAAUACUUGAUAUCAAUCUGUAAGGGUGGGCACGUGGGUGGGUGGUUAAAACGCGGAUUGAUAUUGAUCCACCCACAAAAUAACCCGACCUGCAUACAAUGGGUGAUUGAUGUGGGCGGAUUGCGGAUUGUUAAAUCUCCAGCCCGCACAUUAUGUGGGUGGAUUGCGGGUCACCCGUAUGACUCGCGUCCUAUUUUUACAUGGAAAAAUGUUGUUUCUUAUAGUAUUGAAUAUUCAUCAUAUUUUCGAACGACACUACAGUCUAAUCAUAUAUUUCAAAAGGUGGAGAAUAAAGAAUGGUUUUGACUACUAUUAUUGGUUGUUGUGUUGUGCAAUAUCCAUUGGGUAUUGGGUAUUUGCAUAAAUUAUUGUCAAUAUCCAUUAAAUGUUGGGAUACAAACUAUAAAUUAUUAAUUGUAUCAAAAUUACAAAUUAUUGAUACAAUCAUACUAAUUUAUAAAACUCUUCUCCUAAUUCAAAACAGAAAACAAAACACCUUUUUUCCAAACAUACAAGGAAAAUGUCAAACCCAAAGUCAAACAGAAUAGACCCAAAACACAAAACAAAAUAACAAAGCUCAAAUCAAAUUCAAGACGAUUA
This is a messenger RNA of Linum trigynum, 2921 nucleotides long. Lineage: Eukaryota; Viridiplantae; Streptophyta; Magnoliopsida; Malpighiales; Linaceae. The record is from the annotation of a GenBank genome assembly.